Molecule: messenger RNA, 1728 nt
Organism: Linderina pennispora
Lineage: Eukaryota; Fungi; Kickxellomycota; Kickxellomycetes; Kickxellales; Kickxellaceae
Exons: 1
Coding region: 171-1691 (506 amino acids)
Cellular component (GO): mitochondrion
Molecular function (GO): catalytic activity; FAD binding
Source: RefSeq, a predicted model, not a curated record
AGAAAUUCCUUUGCCUCGGAUAUUUCCGACCUGUCACGGAGAAUUGGUUUUGCCCCACGACCCCCUGGUCCCAACUAAAAGCGCUGUGAUCUUCACAGAUUGGGCUCCUGGAAGCAGCCUUGCCUUCACUUAUCUUUGUUUCCCCUUUUUUUUUCGUUUACAACAAGAAAAUGCUUGGUGCAAUUAGAGCCCGUUCGCAGUUUGCGCGCCCGCUGCUACUGCGGCUGUACCACAAGCCGGCGCGCAACGCGCAGUUCAAGAAGCUGACGUCGUCGGACAUGGAAUUCUUCAAGCGCGUUUUGCCGGCUGAGACCAUCCUGGCCACACCCGCGGUGGGCGGGACCUCUGACCCGGUGGAGCUGGAGGGCUUCAACGCCGACUGGCUGAACAAGUACCGUGGCGACUCGCAGGUGGUGCUGCGACCAAAGACCACGGCCGAGGUAUCGCAGAUUCUAAAGUACUGCAAUGAGAACAAGAUCGCUGUGGUGCCGCAAGGAGGCAACACGGGGCUGGUGGGCGGCAGUGUGCCGGUUCACGACGAGGUGGUGUUGAGUCUGCGUAAUAUGAACAAGGUGCGUAGCUUUGACGACAUCUCGGGCAUAGUGACGUGCGAUGCCGGGUGUGUACUGGAGGAGCUGGACAACUAUGUCGGCGAGCGCGGGUACACGAUGCCGUUGGAUCUGGGCGCGAAGGGCAGCUGCCAGAUCGGAGGUAAUGUAGCAACGAAUGCGGGCGGCAUCCGGUUCCUGCGGUACGGCACUCUGCACGGCUCGGUGCUGGGCCUGGAGGUGGUGCUUCCGGACGGCACGAUUCUUGACAAUCUGAGCACCCUGCGCAAGGACAACACGGGCUAUGAUCUGAAGCAGCUGUUUAUUGGCUCGGAAGGCUCGCUGGGUGUGAUCACGGGCGUGUCGAUCACGACGCCGCAGCGCCCGUCAGCCGUCAAUGUGGCUGUGCUGGGGGUUCCCAGCUACGCGGCGGUGCAGGACGCCUUCCGCCUAGCGCGGCGGCGGUGCGGCGAAGUACUGAGUGCCUUUGAGUUCUGGGACCAGAGCUGCAUGGGCGCUGUGCUGCAUCACCAGCAGCUGAAGAGCCCGCUGGCCAGCGAGUUCCCGUUCUACGUGCUGGUGGAGACCAGCGGGUCGAACAAGGACCACGAUGACGAGAAGCUGGGGUCUCUGCUCGAGGAGCUGAUGGAGAGCGGCACUGUCGAGGACGGCGCCCUGGCGCAGGACGAGCAGCAGAUCCGCCGCAUGUGGAUGAUGCGUGAGGGCAUCCCGGAGUCGCUGGGCAAGACCGGCGCCACGUACAAGUACGACAUCUCCAUCCCUAUCCCCGUGCUGUACGAUAUUGUCGGCGACAUUGCUGGCAAGCUGAAGACUGCUGGUCUGUACCAGUCCUCGGCUGAUCCGGUCAAGAUCGUCUGCGGCUACGGCCAUAUUGGCGACGGCAACCUGCACCUGAAUGUGGUGGCUGACAAGUUCCAGAACCGCGUCACCGAGGUCUUUGAGCCAUACGUGUAUGAGUGGGUCGCUAGCCACCGUGGGUCCAUUUCAGCCGAGCAUGGCGUCGGCCUGAUGAAGCGUGACUACCUCGGCUACUCCAAGCCCAAGGAGAUGAUCGAUUAUAUGCGUCGCAUCAAGGCCAUGUUCGACCCAAACGGCAUCCUUAAUCCAUACAAGGUUCUGUGAUCAAACCGAAUUAUCUUUGCUGCGCGUUUAGUUCGCG